GCCCCUCUUCUUCUUCGCUCAGAAGUCAGGAUCAACCAAAAUCCUCGAACCCUAGCGCUGCACCGUGUUCUUCUUUCGUUUUUUUUCCCUCCUUCGAUCUUUUUUCUUUUUUCUUUUUUGUGCGGCGGCGCGUGAGGUUCUUUUGGGGCGCGUUGGAAACUCGUUCCGGGAGAUUCAUGUGUAAUCCUUCAACCACAUUGGGAAAUACUCGACGGAUCCCUGUCGGUAUCCUACUGCAAACUUCGGAUUCCGUACGGGAAUGGCUUCCGCCGUCUUAGCUAACCGAAACGAAGCCAAUUGGCCGCAGCCGAGAGGUAACGGUCGCGGUACGGAAGAAGGAUUCAUGGGUAAAGUUCCUUUUUCAAACCCUAACCCUAAAUUUAACAAGAAACAGUUCCAGGGCGAGAUGAAUGGUUUUCAGAUGGAUGAUUCUCCGGCUGUGACUCAAUCAGCGUCAGAUGAUGCCUCGUCGAUCAAUCAUCAUCGCAGAUUGUCCAACGGCGUCGAUUUUAGUCAAUACGUGAGCUUUAACGUUUCAUCGUGUUCAAGAAAGGAGCUGAUCGAGCUGAAAACAAGGUUAAUCUCCGAGCUAGAACAGAUACGGCAAUUGAAAAGUCGAAUCAAUUCGGGUGAACUGCAUUCCAGACCAAAACAUCAGAAAAAAAUCUCAAAAACUUUGGGAACCAAGCGGCCUUUGCCAACGUCUAGCAACGGUAUGGAGUUGAAACGGUCUAAUUCAGACAACGGAAAUCUGCUAAAGGCUUGUUCGCAAAUUUUGACGAAGCUCAUGAAGCACAAACAUGGCUGGAUCUUCAACAAGCCGGUCGAUGUGGUUGGGAUGGGCCUUCACGAUUACUAUGACAUCGUCAAGCGUCCUAUGGAUUUGGGAUCUGUGAAAGUCAAGUUAGGUAAAGAUGCGUAUGAAUCACCGUACGAUUUUGCUUCCGACGUGAGGUUGACCUUCAAGAACGCGAUGACCUACAAUCCCAAGGGCCACGACGUGCACGCCAUGGCCGAACAAUUACUUAUAAGAUUUGAAGAAUUGUUUCGACCUGUGGCCGAAGCACUUGAAGAAGAAGAUCGGCGGUUCUGUGGCUAUCAAGAAGAGUUGCCAGCGAGUUCAUGGAAUCAUUCAGAGGCUGAAAGGACGGUGAAGAAGGACACUACACAGAAGCAAAUUGUGAAGAAAACCGAGCCAAUGAAAGCUCCGUCAAGCUCUUCUAACCCGCCUAUGAUGCAGUCGCCUGUUAAAACUCCAUCGCCUCUACGAGCGCCGCCCGUAAAGCCGCUAAAGCAGCCAAAACCAAGAGCUAAAGAUCCUAAUAAGAGGGAAAUGACCCUAGAAGAGAAGCACAAGUUGGGAAUUGGGUUGCAAAGUUUGCCACCAGAGAAAAUGGAACAAGUUGUACAAAUCAUAAAGAAGAGAAACGGUCACUUGAAGCAGGAUGGUGAUGAGAUUGAGCUCGACAUUGAAGCCGUAGAUACAGAAACUCUAUGGGAGCUUGAUCGGUUGGUUACAAAUUGGAAAAAGAUGAUGAGCAAGAUCAAACGACAGGCUCUUAUCACUGCAGCAUCUAUGAAACCCAAUGGGGUUAUGCCUACCCCUGAGAAAAUAGAAGUGGGUUCCGAAACAAAGAAGCAACGGAAAGGGGAAGCCGGUGAAGAAGAUGUGGACAUUGGCGAUGAGAUGCCCGCAAGCAAUUUUCCACCAGUGGAGAUCGAGAAAGAUGCCGGAGGAGGCCAUGCUAGCAGUAGUUCCAGCGGCUCAAGUAGUUCUAGCAGUGAUGAUUCUUCCUCUUCCAGUGAUUCAGAUUCCGAAGGCAGUUCUUCUGGGAGCGAUUCUGACGACAAUGCACAAUGAAGCGGGAUAUGACGAACAGGAAGAAAAGGGUCUGAAAGAGAUCGAAAAUGGAGAGUUGCAAACCCCUCUCGCGCUGCACGGAGUGGACCGUUGGCCAGAAAUUUGUCUGAAUGAGGUAUUGUUAUAUCUCUAAAUUUGUUUAAAAAUUCUCGUUAUCUCAUUAGCUAUUACACAAUGUGGAUCAAUGCUGAUUAGAUUAAAACCUUUUUAGGGCUGUAAAAUCUUCAGAAUGUGGAAUAGAGGCUUCACAAUGGGUUGGAAGUCUGGCAGUUUCUGCCUCGCUAUGGCUCUUGAAGAAGGCAAUAACGUAAACAUCAACUUGAAGAACCUAAACAAAUGGAGAACGAGGGAAUGGAAAGAUGUAGGUGAAGGGAGGAUGAUAGGGCAGAGGAGAGACCGGUGUAGGAAUGUAGGAGAAAAUCAGGUUUAGAAUUUGAGGUUUUUUGUUUUCUUUUUUUUGUUUUUUACUCAUGUGUGUACACAUCAUUACACUUUUUUUAUACAUAUGCUUCAAUGUCAAUCAAUGUGCAAAAUUUUGUGGGUUUGAAA
Molecule: messenger RNA, 2410 nt
Organism: Cucumis melo (muskmelon)
Lineage: Eukaryota; Viridiplantae; Streptophyta; Magnoliopsida; Cucurbitales; Cucurbitaceae
Product: transcription factor GTE7
Exons: 3
Coding region: 260-1861 (533 amino acids)
Molecular function (GO): protein binding
Source: RefSeq, a predicted model, not a curated record